CUUUUUUUCAAUUAGUAUAAAAGAUCUCUCAAAAUUGCCACUUUAAAAAUCUUUGGAAAAUCAAAUUCCAAAUUUGAACAAUGCUGCUAUUCUCUGUCACAAGACCUAUCAAUCCCCCAUCCCACCCUUUCCUCUCCUUCUCCCACUCAAUUUCCCUCUCUCUUCCUCUCCCUAUCCUCCCAGUCCCAGGUCCUUCCAAAUGCCCCAACUUCCCUUCCUUCCAAAUCAACUGCAUCGACGCAGCUCAACCUUUUGACUACGAAUCCCACCUCAAAAACCGUUACAUCCAAUCAACUUCCCUCAAGAUAGCCAUAGUAGGCUUCGGCAACUUCGGCCAGUUUCUCUCCAAGACCUUCCGUCGUCACCACCACACUCUCCUCGCUCACUCAAGAACAGAUUACACCGACGUCGCUAACCAACUCGGAGUCUCCUUCUACUCCGACCCAAACGACCUUUUCGAGCAACACCCUGACGUCGUCCUUCUCUCCACUUCCAUCCUUUCAACUGAAACUCUACUUCAACAACUACCCUUUCAAAGACUGCGUCGAAACACUCUUUUCGUUGACGUACUUUCGGUUAAAGAGUUCCCCAGAAACCUUUUCUUAAAGUACUUACCUUCAGACUUCGAUAUCUUAUGUACCCAUCCCAUGUUCGGACCUGAAAGUGGUAAAAACACCUGGGCGGGGCUUCCUUUUGUUUACGACAAAGUGAGGAUUGGAAAUGAAGAGAGUAGGGUAAAGAGAUGUGAGAAGUUCUUGCGUAUUUUUGAAAAAGAAGGGUGUAGAAUGGUGGAGAUGAGUUGCAUGGAGCAUGAUAAGUACGCGGCAGGGUCUCAGUUCGUGACUCAUACGAUGGGGAGAGUGUUGGAGAAGUUUGGGUUGGAGUCUUCGCCUAUUAAUACCAAAGGAUAUGAGACGUUGUUGAAUUUGGUGGAGAAUACUAAAGGGGAUAGCUUUGAUUUGUAUUAUGGGUUGUUUAUGUAUAACCAGAAUGCUAUGGAGCAAUUGGAAAGAUUGGAUAUGGCAUUUGAGUCAAUCAAGAAGUUGUUGUUUGGGAGGCUACAUCAGGUUUAUGGGAAGCAGUUGUUUGGGGAUAAACAGAAGGAGAGAGAUAGAAGGUUGGCUCAGAAGUUGCUUGGCAAUGGAAGUCUAAUUGAACCUCCUUUGGAUAAUGUUAGACAAGAUGGAUCUUAAAAAAGGAGUAAAAAACAGAGUUGUUCUGUUUCCUAUAUUUGUCAAGAUGUUAGCUUUGUAUUCUUUUUUUCUUUUAAUUGUUAAUGGAAUUAGCUUAGUUAUUAUUGCUGCUUAAACCUUGACUAAAUGACUGAGUUUGACUUUUGGUGAAGAAGUUGCUAACUCAGCAAACAAAUGGGGGCUUGUUUUCUGUUAAUUGUUUAUUGUUUCCUUAAAAGG
Durio zibethinus is the source of this 1412-nucleotide messenger RNA. RefSeq names its product prephenate dehydrogenase family protein. Gene Ontology annotation, molecular function: NAD+ binding; prephenate dehydrogenase (NAD+) activity; prephenate dehydrogenase (NADP+) activity. The record is from RefSeq and is a predicted model, not a curated record. Gene Ontology annotation, biological process: L-tyrosine biosynthetic process. NCBI's taxonomy places the organism in Eukaryota, Viridiplantae, Streptophyta, Magnoliopsida, Malvales, Malvaceae.